Molecule: messenger RNA, 2379 nt
Organism: Peromyscus californicus insignis
Lineage: Eukaryota; Metazoa; Chordata; Mammalia; Rodentia; Cricetidae
Gene: Homer1
Product: homer scaffold protein 1
Exons: 10
Coding region: 927-2027 (366 amino acids)
Biological process (GO): G protein-coupled glutamate receptor signaling pathway; regulation of store-operated calcium entry
Cellular component (GO): postsynaptic density; cytoplasm; plasma membrane
Molecular function (GO): G protein-coupled glutamate receptor binding
Source: RefSeq, a predicted model, not a curated record
CUGAUUCAUUCAUUCUCCGCCGUCUGGAGCCCGAGGCCGCCGGUGCUGCGAGGAGAGGCGGGAAGAGGGGGCGGCCGCGAGCGGGGCUCCAUUGUGCUCGGCGGGGGCCGGGAAGCCGAGGGAGGUGGGCUGGGGCCCCCCGCGCUGCUCCCCGGCGGCCGCUGCGCCCCCAGCUAGCCGCCAGCCUGGAAAUGGCUCCGCUGCUGCUCCUCGAGAGAACGAGUCGAUCCCCCCCAGCCUUCUCCGCCUGCUCUCCACCUCCUCUCUGCUCCGAGUCUUAGGAGGACGAACCUUCAGAGGACAGAUUCCAAUGUGGUGUGCCGUGCACAUCGCGAGCGGCCGGGGUUUGCAAACACUGGGAGAUUUUUUUCUAUCGAUUUUUUUUUUUUUUUUAAUGUAAGCGAAGGGAGACAGUGGCAUUGCUGCCUGUAGGAUUUUUUAUUUUUUUUUUUUUUUAAAUUAAAGUGCACGUCGCGUUGGGUUGCACGCUCCACCCCUAGGGACCUGGUGUGGUGAAAUUUGAACCCACCGCCUUAGCCCAGAGAAGGCCGAGUUACCUGGUUGCCUGGAGUGUCGAGGGGACGGGAGCGAAAUGACCAGCGAACUCGUUUUUCAUCAGACUCGGUGAAGCUGGGUUUUGCGUUUUCCUCCAUGUACACCUGAUUUUGUGGAAUAGUUUGAGUGCUAUAUUCUCCGCGCAACCUUUUCAUUUCCAAAUAAGCAAAUGUUUGGACGUUUUGGUAUCAGCGCGAGUCAGAUCCUUUUACCGACAAGAACUAACUGAAUUGUCAGCGCCGUUGAAUUACCUCCGGAAAAGAUCUCGGGGGUGGAAAAGCACCUGCGAAAUAACAGACGGAGAAAAUUCCUUGGAAGUUAUUUCCGUAGCCUAAGAGCAGAAACUUCAGAGCAAGUUUUCCUUGGGCAAGAUGGGGGAACAACCUAUCUUCAGCACUCGAGCUCAUGUCUUCCAGAUUGACCCAAACACAAAGAAGAACUGGGUCCCCACCAGCAAGCAUGCAGUUACUGUGUCUUAUUUUUAUGACAGCACAAGAAAUGUGUACAGGAUAAUUAGUUUAGAUGGCUCAAAGGCAAUAAUAAAUAGCACCAUCACUCCAAACAUGACAUUUACUAAAACAUCUCAAAAGUUUGGCCAGUGGGCUGAUAGCCGGGCAAACACUGUUUACGGAUUGGGAUUCUCCUCUGAGCAUCAUCUUUCAAAAUUUGCAGAAAAGUUUCAGGAAUUUAAAGAAGCUGCUCGUCUCGCAAAGGAGAAGUCGCAAGAGAAGAUGGAACUAACCAGUACACCUUCACAGGAGUCCGCAGGAGGAGACCUUCAGUCUCCUUUAACCCCAGAAAGCAUCAAUGGCACGGACGAUGAAAGGACGCCGGAUGUGACACAGAACUCGGAGCCAAGGGCUGAGCCAGCUCAGAAUGCGCUGCCCUUCUCACAUAGUGCUGGGGAUCGAGCCCAGGGCCUCUCCCAUGCUAGUUCAGCAAUCAGCAAACACUGGGAGGCUGAACUAGCUACCCUCAAAGGAAACAACGCCAAACUCACCGCAGCCCUGCUGGAGUCCACUGCCAACGUGAAGCAAUGGAAGCAGCAGCUGGCCGCCUAUCAGGAGGAAGCAGAGCGGCUGCACAAGCGGGUCACUGAGCUUGAAUGUGUUAGUAGUCAAGCAAAUGCUGUGCACACGCACAAGGCAGAGCUAAAUCAGACAGUACAAGAACUGGAAGAGACGCUGAAAGUGAAGGAAGAGGAAAUCGAAAGACUAAAACAAGAAAUUGAUAAUGCCAGAGAACUCCAAGAACAGAGGGACUCUCUGACUCAGAAACUACAGGAAGUUGAAAUUCGAAAUAAAGACCUGGAGGGGCAGCUGUCUGACCUAGAGCAGCGCCUGGAGAAGAGCCAGAGCGAGCAGGAGGCUUUCCGCAAUAACCUGAAGACACUCUUAGAAAUUCUGGAUGGAAAAAUAUUUGAACUAACAGAAUUACGAGAUAAUUUGGCCAAACUGCUGGAAUGCAGCUAAGGAGAGUGAAAUCUCAGUGCCAGUUGAUGAAAAGAUACUGUCUGUCUUCAUGGGACUGUUGGGGCUCUGCACCAAGAUUGCACAAAAUUUUUUGAAUAUCAUUUCCUCCAGGAGGAGGGUGUUUUGAAAAUUGGAAUUGUAUAUUUCAGUAUAAAUUUUAGAAUUUAGCUUGUAGCUAGUUGGGGAAAAAAAGACAUGAAAAACUUGAACUACAAAUUACCUCCAUGUAUAUUGGCCAUAGUUAACUGGAAAGUUAUAAGUAGACACUUAAUGCGAUCUUUCACCCCUGAUAUUAGCCAGUGGGAGAACUAACAGUGUUUGGGUCCUUUCUCCCCCCCCCCCCCCCCCCCCC